This is a messenger RNA of Diabrotica balteata, 2087 nucleotides long. Lineage: Eukaryota; Metazoa; Arthropoda; Insecta; Coleoptera; Chrysomelidae. The record is from the annotation of a GenBank genome assembly.
GACAGAUGUGGAAAAUAAAUAAAUGAGUAAUGACGACGAGAUCAUUAUCAAAAAUUGUUAUAAACAGUUGUGAACAAGCGUUAGCGUGAUAUAACAUUGUUUAGUAUUGUGUAUACGAACUUUAGACUCCGCGUUUACUGAUGAACAAAUAUGUCAAACAAUCCAAAUUCGAAUUUUUCUUUCCAUCGAAGCCAGUCGGCGGAUUUAACCCAUCCUCAGCCUAGAACCUUCUUUCAAACAAAUAGUAACAAUGUGUUACCGUCAAUCUCAGCACCUGCUUCAUUCCAGAGACGAACUGUAGAAGGUGCAAGACAGCUGAGGGAUAGUUUAACGAAUGUCAUUAGGGAAAUAGAACCUCUUGUGGAAACUGCAAGGUCAGUAAACGCCGGAGUUACUAACUUUCUAAACAGGCCGCAGUCUGAAGUGAAUGUUUCUCGGCCACCAGUGGAAGCUAACAAUGACAGUUACUAUAUAAAUCUAGAAAUUGAACCCAGCAGGGAUCCUGAAGCUCCCCCUCAACAAGACAAUGAAAACUUUAAUAACACUGUUAACAAUACUGACAACAACAACACAGAGGACACAGAAAGAGCUCAGAAUGUCGUGGAAGCUCAGCAGUUUAUUAAAGUGUUAUUAAAAUAUGUUCCUUUUAUUUUGAUAUUACUGGCGAAGAGCCUUUACGACUACCAUGAAGGAAUUUUUAUUCUAGUAAUUUUGUUUAUAACUUUCGCUCACACUAAUUCUGCAGUUAAAAAAGAAACAGUUUUAAGACAAAGAAGAAGCAUUGGUGUACUGGCUAUGUCACUGCUGUACAUUGCAGUUUGUCUAAUAUUUAUUCAUUAUGUAUUUGCUGAUGAUCUACAUGAUUUCAAUGUAGUGUUGAAUUUGGUAUUGAUUAGAUCAUUUACUCAUACUCUGACUGUGUGGAACUUGUUAUGGAUAGUAACAAUAACAGAUUUUACUUUGAAACUGAUGACUGUAUCUGUUAAAAUAUUGUUAACUAUGUUGCCUGGAGUUAUUCUGGAUUUUAAAAAAAGGGGAAAAAUAUAUUUAUUCAUUGAAGCAAUAUCCCAAAUGUACCGAAGCAUUGCUACUAUUCAACCUUGGCUGUAUUACUUGCUUGAAUCCUACCAGGGACCUGAGAAGAUAGUAGCUGUGUUCUUGUCUGCAUUUUAUAUGAUUUCUAAGGGUUCAGACUUGAUGUCCAGGGUUAAGUUACUCAAAUUGGCUUGUCUGAAGCUCCUACAGAAUGUUAGUAUAGGUUCAUCUCCCAGCAAAGAUCAAAUCCAAACAGCUGGAGAUCAUUGCCCCAUCUGCCAUGACCAAUAUGAUUCCCCAGUUCUACUCCAGUGCAGACAUAUCUUCUGUGAAAGCUGCGUCACCACUUGGUUUGAUAGGGAACAAACUUGCCCCCUUUGUAGAGCAAAGAUUGUAGAUGAUCCAUCUUGGAGGGAUGGUUCCACCUCAUAUUUUAUGCAGCUGUUUUGAGUCUGAUUGGUACAUACAUCAAAUAGGAUGUGGUAUGGUUUUAAUUAGGGUGUGUGGGAGACUAUAGUGUUUUUUGUACUAUUUUAUGAUCUAUUGUGUGGUUUUAUUAUGCAUUACUGCAAAUGAUCACUAUAUAUUUGGUCACUGACAUACUAAACAGUACUAAAUAUUGUUAUUUUUUAUAAUUAGUAUCAAAAUAGACUUAAAAAUGAAAAAAACAGUAUAGGAACCCUUCAUUAAGAUCUAUAUACUAAUUAGACAAUUUCAGCUUCUGUUACUGUACUGAUUAUACAACAAGGUAGUUAUUAGAUAAGUUUAACAUAUUGAGAUAUUAUUAAGUCCAACUACAGGCAGUUAAUAUUACAAAAUAUUUGUCUGAUGCAAUAUAUGAUAUACUCUCAGGAUCAUAAAAUCUGGGUCACAUUGAAAAUUUCAGGUUUUUUGAAUAUUUUUGCCACUGGUGCAAUAAUAACCUUUUUUUAGGAUAAUGUAUUUUUUAUUUGUCAUCAAUGUUUGUUUUGAAAGAAAAAAAAAAUGGUUUUUUAUUGUUUUUAUGGAAAAAGCAGAAAACAACCAAAUUUUUGAUAAAACAGACAUAUACG